UUAGAAAACGUGAUUAAUGGAGAAUCUAAUAAUCUAUCUAAUCCAGAAAAAGGGUUCAAAAGUGAAAAGAAACAAUGUGCAAUUCAGAAGGUGAAUGCAGACCUUUGGGUUUUCUAAUAGGUCUUCCUUUUUCAUUUCUCUGUCUCCUCCUCUCAAUCGUUGGCACAUUCGUCUGGAUUAUCGGAACAUUGCUUUCAUGCAUAUGCCCCUGUUUCUUGUGUCUCACGGUAGUAAUUGAAAUUGCGCUUGAAUUAAUCAAAGCUCCAUUGCAUGUCAUGACGUGGUUCAUCUCUAUGAUCCCAUGCUGAAUUCUCUUUCUUUUGCCAAUUUUUGUUGUUGUUUUGAUUUCAGAGUCAAUUAGGUUUUUAGGUUAUUAGGCUCCGAGACCUCUGAAAAAAAUUGCGUCCGUGUCGGCUAGCCACUUGUAAUUAAAAAAGUUGUGUCCGUGUCGGCUAGCCACUUGUAAUUAGAAAAGUUGUGUCCGUGUCGGCUAGCCACUUGUAAUUACGUUUAGUAGUAUUGUGUUUCUCGGCUAGCCACUUGUAAUUACGUUUACUAGUAUUGUAUUUCUCGGCUAGCCACUUGUAAUCACGUUUACUAGUAUUGUGUUUCUGAUAUUCGUGAUUCAUUAUUACUACAUUGAUGAUCUCUCUUAUACAUUUAUGUUGUAAUUACGUUUACUAGUAUUGUGUUUCUCGGCUAGCCACUUGUUUACUAGUAUUGUGUUUCUCGGCUAGCCACUUGUAAUUACGUUUACUAGUAUUGUGUUUCUGAUAUUCGUGAUUCAUUAUUACUACAUUGAUGAUCUCUCUUAUACAUUUAUGUAUUAUUUUGAUUUUAUUAAAUGAUGAUAUUACCAAAAAUACAAAAACUCAUAAGACCUAUACAUAUACUUGUAUUGUUUUACAUAAGGUAGAGUUUGCAGAAAACAGAUUAUUUAUAAGGACGCUAUUCAGUUAAAAGGCGCCUUAACAUACAAAACUCACUUUUGUCUCUGAUUCAGUGCUCACUUUUGAUUUUGAUUCUCCAUCUCCAACAGCAAUUACCUUAGUUGUCUCUGCUAUUUCUGCUACGGUUUCACCUAUGGCACUCAACACUCCACCACCCUCUUU
This is a messenger RNA of Vicia villosa (hairy vetch), 1112 nucleotides long. RefSeq names its product signaling peptide TAXIMIN 1-like. Lineage: Eukaryota; Viridiplantae; Streptophyta; Magnoliopsida; Fabales; Fabaceae. The record is from RefSeq and is a predicted model, not a curated record. The transcript is spliced from 2 exons. The coding region runs from base 75 to 308 and encodes 77 amino acids.